AACCCUAACCCUAACCCUAACCCUAACCCUAACCCUAACCCUAAACCUAAUCCCUACCCUAACCCUAACCCUAAACCUAACCAUGGCACUAACCCUAACCCUAACACUAACCCUAAAUCUAACUCUAAGCCUAACCCUAACCCAAAUAGCCGUAACCCUAACUCUAACCCCAACCCUAACCCUAACUCUAACCCUAACCCUAACCCUAACUCUAACCCUGACCAUAACCCUAAAGGCCAUAACCAGAACCCUAACCCUAAACCUAACCAUAACCCUAACCGUAACUCUAACCCUAACCCUAACCCUAACCCUAACCCUAACCCUAACCCUAACCCUAACCCUAACCCUAACCCUAACCCUAACCCUAACCCUAACCCUAACCUCAAACCUAACCCUAACUCUAACCCUAACGCUAAACCUAACCCUGACCCUAACCCUAACCGUAACCCUAACCCUAACCCUAACCCUAACCCAAACCCUAACAUUAACCCUAAUGGCCGUAAUCCUAACACUAAC
This is a messenger RNA of Columba livia (rock pigeon), 516 nucleotides long. RefSeq names its product circumsporozoite protein-like. The record is from RefSeq and is a predicted model, not a curated record. NCBI's taxonomy places the organism in Eukaryota, Metazoa, Chordata, Aves, Columbiformes, Columbidae. The annotation marks the transcript as partial. The transcript has a single exon.